UACAGUUUGGCGCCAAUAGAAUUUAGCAACCUUUACCAGAGAAUUGACGUUUUCGAAAUUUCUGAGUUUGAAUUUGAAUUGAAUAAAGUUUAAAUGCAAUGCAAUGAUUCCUUUCAAAUCUACUAGAAACAGUUCAAGACGGUCUUCUAUACUUAAGCCUCCGAAACCACGUCAUCCUCUGCAGAACUUAAACUUUAGUAGUUCAUCUAAUGAAAAUAGCCCUACUACUACAACAAAGAUUAAAAGACGUGUUAGUUUUGCAGAAAAAAAACAUGUCAAAGAAUUUUGCAAUUCUUUGGAGCAAGGAACUGUAUGGAACAACACAUAUGAAGAAAAUGAUUUAAGCAAUCUUAAAAUACCUUGUUCUUCUAAUCAAAAAGAAUGUGAGAUCGAAAGUAUAUUUAAAGAGAAUUUUUUUGAUAAUCAUGAAAAUGAUGCACAAUCUGAUUACAAUAAAGUAAUGGAAGAAAAUGUUAAUAGUAAAGAGGAUAGUUUACAUGUUAUAAAUGUAGUUAAAAAUGUAAAUUGUCAAGAUGAAAUGUUAAUGACUGAACCAUUAAUUACACUUCAUGAUGCAGUUGUUGAAGAAAAUAAAUCUAUUUCAUUGACUAAUUUGCAAUUAGACAAUGAUAAUCACAUAUCAAAAAGUAUUACUGUGUAUGAAGACUGUAAUAGAAAAUUAAAUGAAAAAAUGUCAAAGUUAUCAAAUCAUAAUGAUUUAAAUACUAAAUCUGUUAAGAAAAUAUGUACGGAUUUAACUAAAGUUGUUUGCAAUAACAUAUGUUUUGAUGUAAACUAUAUUAAAAAUACUGUAACUGAAAAGGUGCCUGAAAAUGUAUCAAUGGAACUGACACAAAUUAUUUUACCAUCAGAAAAUAUACAAAACAUGUCAAUGGAAUUAACUGUACCCUUAUUAUCUGUCAUUAAUGAUAAUAUUAAUAAUGUAAAGAUGACUACAUGUGAAAAUGAUAGAACUAAAAACUUUCAUAAUAUUUCAAUGGAAAUGACUACAGCAGUAUCUAUGUGUAAUUUGCAGUCAAAUAGUAAUUAUUGUGUUGAUAAUGAUAAUAAAACAACUUUUUUUAAUGAUGUACAAGAUGAAAAAACUAAAUUAUUAAAUACAUCUAUGGAAGUAACUAGUGUAGUUCCAACUAAUACACAUACAAAAAUUUGUACAAAAGAAGUAACUGAUCCUAAUAAUCCAGAGAAUAGCACUAUCACUAAACUAUCACAAUGUGAAUAUAAUAUUGCAAAGCAAGAUGAAAAAACUAAAUUAUUAAAUACAUCUAUGGAAGUAACUAGUGUAGUUCCAACUAAUACACAUACAAAAAUUUGUACAAAAGAAGUAACUGAUCCUAAUAAUCCAGAGAAUAGCACUAUCACUAAACUAUCACAAUGUGAAUAUAAUAUUGCAAAGCAAGAUGAAAAAACUAAAUUAUUAAAUACAUCUAUGGAAGUAACUAGUGUAGUUCCAACUAAUACACAUACAAAAAUUUGUACAAAAGAAGUAACUGAUCCUAAUAAUCCAGAGAAUAGCACUAUCACUAAACUAUCACAAUGUGAAUAUAAUAUUGCAAAGCAAGAUGAAAAAACUAAAUUAUUAAAUACAUCUAUGGAAAUAACUAGUGUAGUUCCAGCUAAUGCACAUACAAAAAUUCAUAGAGAAGAUACAACUAAUCUCAAUAGUCCAGAGAAUAAUAUUAAAAAAUUAAGAAUUGAUCCAAUUUAUGAAACAUUGGCAAAUCUUAGUAGAACUAGAAUGUAUUCUAGUGAGUCAAUGGAAUUCACCACAGAUGUAGCAACUUCACCAAAAAUAAGAGUAUCGGAGCACCAAAAUAAUUUACAAACAACUAUACAAAAUACCUCUUACACCCAAUCGAAUUCAGCUUCAAUAUUUGGCAGCUGUAAUAGUCAUAUAUCAUCAAACAAAACUAUUAUUUUUCAAAAUAAUUCUACAUUUACAAACAUAUUACCACUUGAUGUAAGAGACAAUAGCGGAAAAGCAAGAGUAACAGACUGUGAAACAAAUAUAAAUGAAAAUAUAGCUAUAGUAACAACGCAAUCGCAAACUGAAAUAAAUUCUGAUACAGAUUCCAUUAAAAUUAGACAGUCAGUAUUAUCUGAUAAUAUUCAAAAUAGAGAUCUUGCAGAUUUCACAACUUGUACAGAUAAUAUCUUAAAAGAUAUUACUACUAUAGCAAUUCCUUGUACAUUAAGUUCAGAAACUGUUUCGGAUGAAGAAAAGUUUAUAGAUAAAGAAAAUAAUUUUUCAAAAAGGGUAGAAAAUGUUCUGGAUAAGUCCAAUUUAAUUAAACUUCAAAAUUCUGUAAAUGUUACAUCUAGCAUGGGUUUACAUGAGUCAGUACAGCAAGAUAUUUUUGUCUCAGGUUUAAGAAAAAACACAGAAGUACCUUGUACUACAUAUAACUCUAUGUCAAAUGAUUUUUUUUCUGCUGUAAAUUCAAAGCUAAAUAAAGAUAAAGAUAAACAUGCACAAACAAUUACAUCACAUCCAAGAAGAACAUAUACAAUUCAAUCAUUAGACAGUAAUCAUACUUUUACAAUCAGUAACAAAGAAAAUACUAACGUUUUACAAAUUAAUGAUAAUAAUUUCGGUAUCAAUAAUCAAGAAAAUAAUGUAUUAAAUAGUGAAAAAUGUUUACAAAAGAAUGAAAAUUAUAAUGAAGAAUGCCCAAUUAAUAAAAGUGAUAUAAUUUUCAAUGAAAAUGUAGAAAUAUUAGAAUCGAUUAAAACGCCAACAUUUUAUUGUUUGGAUGAUUUAUCAGAUAUAGAUCAAUCUAUAAACGUUAAUUGUAAUCAAGAAAUUAAUUGUUUUUCAAAAAAUAGAAAUGAUGAACACGAAGAUACUUCAAAUUUCAAUGAUUAUCAGGCGGAUAUAUUAGAUGAAAAUGUGCGAAAAUCUUGCACAUUUAUGAUCAAAUGUGCGUCUUCAAAUUCAAAGCUUGAUCAAGUACAAGCUGAUGAAAUUCAGAAAUUGGAAUUGCUAGAUGUGAGAAAUACCAAUAUAAAGUCUCAAAUUAUAAAAUGUUCAUCUCCGAUAAUGAACGAUACUGAAAAAUUAUCUCAGACGUUUGAUGUUGAAGAAAAUAUUCAAGAUUUAUGCUUGAAUAAUUCUAAUUUCGAAAAUCAAAACAUACAAUGUUUAUCAAAUGUAAGAGCAAUGUGUGAAAAUACUCUAAAAGUUAACGAUGAUGACAAGUCAGUUGAUAUAAAUAGGAUGAAAAUGAAUAAAGAAUCUUAUACAAAUGAAAAAUUGGAACAAUGUUUGAAAACUCAUACUUGCAUAGAAGGAAAUGUUGCGAUCGAACUAAACUUAUUCUCUUUUUUAAUGAACGAAUUGAAAGAUUAUACGAAAAGUGACGAAAUUAUUUGGGAAAUAUACCACGAAAAUAUUGAAAAAAAUAUGUUUAUUGCUGGUUUUAUAUCGUGUUCACUGUUAGUGGUAAUAUUUAUACGGGAUCUUCGUGAUGUAACAAAUAAUGAAUUUAUUAAAGACAUUAAACUAAUUUCUCGUUUAGCAGAUGACGCGGAUGUACUCAUGAAUAUAGUUCACCGGAUAAUUUUAGAAAAGUUAGACGUAAAAAAGUUGUUAGAUUUGUACAAAAAUCGUGAAGAUAUAUUAUUGAUGUUAGAUUUCAUUUCGAAGGAAGUAAAGCUAGCUAUGGAUUUUAUGUUCGAGUUGAAAUGUUUGAAUGAUUUAAAUUUAAUGGAAAUAACUCGUGAUCGAAUAUCUUUUGUAUCGCAAACUAGAACGGGAAACAUAAUAUUAGAGAUUACAAUUGAUAUCAAACCAUUUGACAAGAUUGAACCUCGGAACAUCUCCAUUCAUUGUCUUAUGGGUUCCGUGAGGGAGGAAGAUGUUAAAAAAUUGAUAAUGAAUAUAAAAAGGGAUCAUAAGUUUUUACGAAAAUAUAUAAACGAUGUGAAAGAUUAUAUAUAUUUAGUGGAAGAGUCUGUUAUAUGA
This is a messenger RNA of Frieseomelitta varia, 3985 nucleotides long. Its product is annotated as putative leucine-rich repeat-containing protein DDB_G0290503. The record is from RefSeq and is a predicted model, not a curated record. The transcript is spliced from 8 exons. Lineage: Eukaryota; Metazoa; Arthropoda; Insecta; Hymenoptera; Apidae. The coding region runs from base 104 to 3985 and encodes 1293 amino acids.